CACGUCUAUUGUGGCGCCUGUCCUGCAUUGUUCUUUUCAUACUUGGACUUGUGUACACAAGCACGCAUCAAUUAUAAAAACAACGGCUGCUCAUCUGCGCUGUAGAAGAGUCUUCCGCCCCUACUUUUUCCAACAUUCUUGUUCAAUGAUGUAUUUGGCAUCUAAGCAAUACACAUGUAGUCAAGACCUGAUCACACACUUAGCGCCAACUCGUAAACGACCCCACACGCACUAUCCACACUCUCCAGCUACAGAGUCCUCCCGUCCCUACGUUAGCAUUCCUUCAAACAACCGUCACUAG
Periconia digitata is the source of this 301-nucleotide messenger RNA. NCBI's taxonomy places the organism in Eukaryota, Fungi, Ascomycota, Dothideomycetes, Pleosporales, Periconiaceae. The record is from the annotation of a GenBank genome assembly.